UUCACUGUGAUCAAAGCUGGCCUGGUCAAGGAGAGAAGAAAUGGAGGCAUUGGGUAUCGGCCACGCGUGAAAUCCUAUAUUCAUGACGGCAGAGGAUUUCGUUGAAUGGUUUUUUAUUCUGUGGCACUGUUCAACUCCUAAGGGUGGUAAGUCACUCAAUUAUCACAGGAUAACGGACAAUUUUGACAUAGGAAACAGAAGACGUAGGGGAAUCGCAACGCUCGUGUGGCCAAAACCAAGCCGGGUUCCUAUGCGGCGCUCGACCUUAUUCGCGUCAUCCUCGGAAGUCCCUGCUGGCCUUUCAAGCUCCCUUGGCCCGUGGCCCGCCCUGCCAUGGCGCGAACGGCGCUGGCGGAGGCUUCUGCUCCAGGAAUUCCGGCUUCUUCUAGCCCAACCUCGACCAAGCGAUGGGCACUGGCGACAUCGUCUACGCCGGAAGCAACACCUACAUCCGCGACGUCUUCAUCUUCACCGCCCGAGUCCGCGAUGUCGCCCAAUCCGCGGCGAGGACCUUGCCAAGGCCCGCUUGCCGCAGUGAUGCGCUUGAGCAGGUAAUCGAGGAGCUGGAGGGCAGUGCCACGACUGAGGGCCAGGCGGGGGCAGGAUGACUCAGCAGGACUCGAUUGGAGCUUUGAGGAACUCACGACGGAACUCACUAGGUGAGUUGCCGCGUGAGUCAGCCAAAUUGUGUGAAGGAGGAAACUGUAUUUA
Mytilinidion resinicola is the source of this 711-nucleotide messenger RNA. RefSeq lists its product as uncharacterized. Lineage: Eukaryota; Fungi; Ascomycota; Dothideomycetes; Mytilinidiales; Mytilinidiaceae. The coding region runs from base 83 to 538 and encodes 151 amino acids. The transcript has a single exon. The record is from RefSeq and is a predicted model, not a curated record.